Molecule: messenger RNA, 1482 nt
Organism: Theileria annulata
Lineage: Eukaryota; Apicomplexa; Aconoidasida; Piroplasmida; Theileriidae
Exons: 1
Coding region: 1-1482 (493 amino acids)
Source: RefSeq, a predicted model, not a curated record
AUGAAUGGAUGUGUAAUAUACAAAUGUAUAUUAAUAUUCAUAAUCCAAUGUGUAUACUGCUCUGAUAGACCAAGUAAUACACAUGGUACCGAAGAAGAUGAUACUGAAGAUAACUUUGAUGUCGUAGAUGUAACAAGUCAACCAGGAUUCAUACCAGGUGUUCCUGUUUAUCCACCUGGUUAUGAACCAAAUCAACCCAUUCAACCAACAGGUUAUCCACCUAAUUAUCCACCUAAUUAUCCACCCGGUUAUCCAACUGGUUAUCAACCUAGGUAUCCACAAAUUCGUCCAAUUCGACCAAUUCGACCAAUUCGACCAAUUCGUCCAAUUCCACCGAUUCGUCCAGUUCAUCAAAUUCCUUAUCCUCAAGUUGUAGUUCAAGGAAUUCCACCACAACAGGUUUAUCCUGGACCUCCUCAACAAAUCCCUAUAGUGCCUCCACCUCAACGAUUACCUCCUCCUGGUUAUGGAGUAGUUCCAGUUCCUCGACCAAGAUUUGGAAUUGGUUAUCCUCCUCGGGUUCCAAUUCCGACUAUUCCCGGCACUUUGCCUUGGGAAUACCAACCAAUUUCUGGUUAUUUUUUAGUUGGUGGACCAGUUCCUAGUACUCAACCAACAGUCCCAAUUCAACAUUAUCAACCUAUACAAUCACAAGCUGAAGGAGGAGGUCAAGAAGGAGAUACUGAAGGAGCCGAAGGAGGUGAAAUUGAUGAAGAUAAUUUUGAUAUGGUAGUAAGAGAUUUGGAAACAUUAGAUAUUGAACGUGAGACUCAACCGGAUAAAGAAGUAGUUGAAUAUGAAACUAAAAUACCAUCUCAUGACUCAUUUAGAGAUAGAGGUUUGUGUGGAAUAUACUUGUCAAUUAUUCUAUAUGGACGGAAUCAAAGAAAUGAAUACAUUGAACUGAAUACACACCAAUACGAAGUGUUAACAGACAAUGAAUAUUGUUACAGAUUUGUUGCAAAAACUCCUCUUUGUAAGGUCGUUUGCGAUGGAAGGAAUGUAUGGGAACAUAAACCAGGUUCAGCACAUCCCAACUACUUCUGUUUUUACAAAAAGGAAUAUAGAUUUGCUUUUUACUCUGAAAAAUUAGUAGAUUCAUGCAUGAUUUCUAAAAAGGUGUGGAUUUGUAAAAGCAAGGAGAUCCCACAAAUAAAAUUCUACAAACUAAAUCCACAAAAUGAAUUAGUUGAACUUAAUAGUAAAGAGUUGAUUGUAGAUUACAACUUAAUUAUGACAAUUAGAUUUAAAAUUGUUGGAAACACAGACUGCGUGUUGAUUAGAUAUAAUGACGAGACGCUUUGGGAAAAGUUGGAUAAUAUGUAUUUAAAAGGACUAACUUAUAUAGACGAUAAGUCGAUGAGGCUUUAUAUUUGUCACAGGAGGUUUCUAUUGAGAAGAAUUAAUAACGAAUGGGUUAUGAAAAUUCUGCCCAAAAGAAUCGGAAAACCAUGGAAUAAAGAUAAGUCAAAGAGAAGGUAA